CCAGAGUUGUCAUUGUUGUUGUCGUGGCUGACAACAGUUCUAUUCAUCAAUGGUUUUUUUUUUGUUUUUUAUUUUUUUGUUUUCUAUAAUUCAUUCCAUCAUUAUUAUCGAUUAAUUAAUUUAACAAAGCAUAAUGGACUGAUAAUAUAAUCAACAUAAUUCUCAAUUAAUCAGUAUUGAUAAUCAACGAACGAACGAACGAAAAAAAAAAAUGUCAACCAAAAAUAAAUUAACAAAUGACAAUGAUAUUAUUGGCAAUGAUGAAAUUCCAUUAGCCGAUGGUGAUGAUACCAUUGAGGUAACCGAUAUGGAUAUGAUGAAAUUAAAUUUAGCCAAUAUAACUGGAAAAGAAAAAUUGGAACAACUUCAACAACAACAACAACAACAACAACGAAGAAGAAAUUCUGAUGUAACAAAUCUGGCAAGACCUGAAUCACCAUCUGGUACAAUACGUAUUCAUCAUCAACAACAACCAAAUUCAUUGGAUAUAAAUCAUGAAUUAAAUCCAGAUGAAAUGGAAGAAAAAGAACGUAUGAUACAACAAGUAUUGGAAUUACAAAACACAUUGGAUGAUUUAUCACUACGUGCUGAAAGUGUUAAAGAAGAAAAUUUAAAAUUAAAAUCUGAAAAUCAAGUUCUAGGACAAUAUAUUGAAAAUUUAGUUUCAGCAUCAUCGGUAUUUCAAUCAACAUCACCGAAACAACGUUCUGGUGGUAAAAAUAACAACAAUAACAAUAACAAUUUAUCAAUGAAAACCUGAAAUGUAAAUGAAAAACAACAACAACAACUACAACAACAAAUAAAUAAAUUUCAGUUCAAAUCAACAAAUAUUCAAGAAUCCAUUCGGAGAAUUUAUUUGAUAUUUAAAUUGCAUAAUUUUUGUCGCUGUAAAACGAAAACGAAACAUGAAAAUAAAAAAAUCUUUUCCAAUCGA
Messenger RNA from Dermatophagoides farinae (American house dust mite), 934 nucleotides. RefSeq lists its product as uncharacterized. The record is from RefSeq and is a predicted model, not a curated record. Gene Ontology annotation, cellular component: trans-Golgi network. Lineage: Eukaryota; Metazoa; Arthropoda; Arachnida; Sarcoptiformes; Pyroglyphidae.